CUCUUCUCAUUCCACCGUCCUUUCUCACCCAACUCUCUGCAUUCCACAAUCAAAACUCUCUCUCUCUCUCUCUCUCUCUCUCUGCUCUAACAAUGAAAUGGGAGUUGAAAUCUUCACCUAAUCCACACCCACUUGCCUAACUUCUCCAUGCCUAAUCCGCUUUAACUCUAGAUUAAGUGUUUCUACUUCUCUCGACCUCUGCUUUUCCUCAACUUCAACAAUCCGGGUCCUGUUCUCCAAAAUGCCACACAUCGACUUAGAAUGCGGAGAUGACCAAGACAGCAUCUGCUUCUCCGACGCCGACGACGGCUCCUGUUACUCCCGGUCCUACUCCACCGCCGCCGACGACGACUGCGCUUCCAACGGCGGCGUUUCCGGGCCAGGAUCGAGGCGGGCGUCGUCGGAUUACUCGGUGGAAAUCGGAGACGGGAGGGAUUGUAGGAUUUGUCAUCUGGGUUUGGAGAGUAGGAAUCCCAUGGAGUCGGGAUGGGUUGCCAUUGAAUUGGGUUGCUCUUGCAAGGAUGAUUUGGGUGCUGCGCACAGGAGUUGUGCAGAGACAUGGUUCAAGAUCAAGGGGAAUAAGAUUUGUGAGAUAUGUAAUUCUGUCGCACGUAACGUUUUCGGUGGCGAUGAGAUAGAGUCAAUACAAGAAACGAAUGAGACCAGUAUCACGACAGCUAACGCUGUUUCAGCUCCGGUCCCUCCCCCUACAGAGACCCGAAGCUGGUUGAAUGGUCACCGCCUUCUGAAUUUCCUUCUUGCUUGCAUGGUAUUGGCAUUUGUCAUAUCUUGGCUCUUUCAUUUCAACAUCCCAUCGUGAACAUCGCGCAUCACAUUUUUUGUGUGAAGAGGAUAGAAACCCCAGGCAAAGCCGAUUGUAAUUUUCUUGGGAUAAUCUGAUAAUAUAAAUGCAAAGAGAAUAAUUUUAAGCCUUCAACAUCCGUAUAGGUAAAUACCCGUUUGACCAUAUUUUUUAGUGUUUGUAAUUUUCAAAAUCAAAUUAGGCUCGGGUUUGCCAAGAGACUCCUGUCGGUCCCCUUGUAACAAGGUAAAAAUUUGUGCUAUAAUGAAUCAUAUUAAUGGUUUCCUAUUGGCUUCUUCAAA
This is a messenger RNA of Rhododendron vialii, 1104 nucleotides long. RefSeq lists its product as uncharacterized. Bases 242 to 820 code for a protein of 192 amino acids. The record is from RefSeq and is a predicted model, not a curated record. Gene Ontology annotation, molecular function: zinc ion binding. Lineage: Eukaryota; Viridiplantae; Streptophyta; Magnoliopsida; Ericales; Ericaceae. The transcript is spliced from 2 exons.